AAAUUUACACUCGCCGCGUUUAGAUAUUGCUAAUAAAUGUUCCGCAGUUGUAUUAACUGCCAUUAUGGAUUUGUGCACCAAACCCAGUCUUCUAAAAGACGAGAUUCUUUUCUUUCGAGAAGUCCCAUGCUAACAUGUCCGAAGAUUAUUAUCAAAGCCAACCAGAUUAUGACGAGAGCAAGUUGCUCACAACUGAAGGAGAUGGUACUAUCAUUAAGUCAACAUGGACUGAAGUCAUUGACAAUUUUGACGAUAUGAACUUACAGGAAAACCUCCUCAGAGGUAUUUUUGCCUAUGGUUUUGAAAAACCUUCUGCCAUUCAGCAGAGAGCAAUUAUGCCAGCUAUUAAAGGUUAUGAUGUUAUUGCACAAGCUCAAUCUGGUACUGGUAAAACAGCCACUUUUUCUAUUGCAAUUUUACAAAAGUUGGAUCUAAGCAAUUUUAAUGCCCAAGCUCUUGUUCUGGCUCCUACACGUGAGUUAGCACAGCAGAUUCAAAAAGUAAUCAUGGCACUCGGUGAUUAUCAAAAAGUUAAGGUUCAUGGUUGCAUUGGUGGCACCGCUGUUCGUCAAGAUUUAGAUGUUUUAAAUGCUGGUGUACAUGUUGUUGUUGGUACUCCAGGUCGAGUAUUUGACAUGAUUAGCAGAGGUGCUCUGAAUACUGAUAGCCUAAAAAUGUUCAUUCUAGAUGAAGCUGAUGAGAUGUUAUCUCGUGGUUUUAAAGAUCAAAUUUAUGAUGUUUUUAGGAGACUUCCUUCUUCUAUUCAGGUUAUUCUCUUAUCAGCAACCAUGCCUGAUGAUGUGUUAGAAGUUACAAAAAGAUUUAUGAGAGAUCCUAUCAAUAUAUUGGUUAAAAAGGAGGAAUUGACCCUUGAGGGUAUCAAGCAAUUUUUUAUCAAUGUUGAAAAAGAGGAAUGGAAACUAGAAACACUUACUGAUUUGUAUGAUACAAUGACCAUUACGCAAGCUGUUAUUUUCUUAAAUACCCGGAGGAAAGUUGACUGGCUGAAAGAAAAAUUGAAUGAGAAGUUAUUUACUGUUUCAUCUAUGCAUGGUGAUAUGGAUCAGAGUGAACGUGACUUGAUUAUGAAAGAGUUUCGAUCAGGAUCUAGUCGUGUUUUGAUCACCACAGAUCUUUUGGCUCGAGGUAUUGAUGUUCAGCAAGUUUCGUUGGUUAUAAAUUAUGACUUGCCAACCAACAGAGAAAAUUAUAUUCACAGAAUUGGUCGCGGUGGUCGUUUUGGUAGGAAAGGUGUCGCUAUUAACUUUGUUAGUCAAGAAGAUGUUCGUGUCUUAAAGGAUAUCGAAACUUUUUAUAACACUAAAAUUGAAGAAAUGCCAAUGAAUGUUGCUGACCUAAUUUAAUUUUGGCAACAGUGUCUGAAUAAUCUGGUAAAAAGUGUUGCUAAUGAAGUGAAACUAUUUUGGUUAUUUGGACAACAACGUCAAGAUUACAAUUUGGCUGGUGAUAAACUGGUUUUGUCUUGCAUAAAUAAAACUUUUUUAAAAAAUAUCAGUGUCAAAGCACUAUAAACCGGCUUCGUCGAUAUAUAUAAUAUGUAUAUGAAAAAUUA
Molecule: messenger RNA, 1573 nt
Organism: Hydra vulgaris (swiftwater hydra)
Lineage: Eukaryota; Metazoa; Cnidaria; Hydrozoa; Anthoathecata; Hydridae
Product: eukaryotic initiation factor 4A-I
Molecular function (GO): RNA helicase activity; ATP binding; RNA binding
Source: RefSeq, a predicted model, not a curated record